This is a messenger RNA of Prorocentrum cordatum, 2094 nucleotides long. NCBI's taxonomy places the organism in Eukaryota, Dinophyceae, Prorocentrales, Prorocentraceae. The record is from the annotation of a GenBank genome assembly.
AUGGCGUGGUCCGCGGCCGAGACCCGCGAUUCGCUGCCGAGUGGCGGCGUAGGCUCCUGCGCUGGCGCCCGCGAGGACGAGAAGGCGGCGAGGCGCAGGCUCGUCGCGACGCAGGUGAACACUUACAACCGGGAGGACGUAACCCAGGCCCCGCCGCCGAUCAAGGCGUCCAGGUUGAUCGUGAGCAUGGCCGCCACGAAGACCAUUGCCAAGGGGCAGCACGAUUGGUUGAUCGGCCGGCACGACAUCCGAGCGGCAUGCUUCCACGCCGCUGGGUCGGGGAAGGUGGUGAUCAUUCCGCAUCGUGGCCUGGCGCCUCCUGGCGUGGGCUGGGGGGCCCUGAAGGCCUUGCAUGGGGCUCGCGAGUCCAGCAAGCGCUGGGGCAACGAAGUCACCGACACCAUGAAACUCGAGGGCGCCAGGCAGGUCGUAUUGGUGCCCAUGAUGUUCGGCUCUGACAGCUUCGGGUACGCGACGUGCUGCCACGGCGACGACUUCUUGACGGCAGGCACGGCUUCCGUGGGCGCCCACGAUGAGAUCGACCGGGUGUUGACGAAUAACUUCGAUGCGAAGAUGGCGAUCCGCUGGACACUUGAAGGUUUCGAAUGGGGGGCGAAUCCCAAGCAUGUGGACGAUCUCCUGGUCCUGGCAGGCUUCAACGAGGAUUCGAAAGGUGCACCGUCGUCUAAAUCGACCGCGGCCGGCAGGCGCGACGGGGGCGACGACCUGGAGGGCGAGGCCGCGACCGACUUCAAGCAGGACGCCGGCGCCGCGCUCUACCUGUCCAUCGACCGCCCAACCGUCCAGUUCGUCGCGUCGCAGGUGAUGGCCGGGAUGAGCAUGCCGACUUCGCGCGGCCUGCAGCUGCAGCGCGUGGCGCGCUACGCGCUCAAGUACCCGACGGAGGUGCGGCUCUUCAAGUGCCAGAAGGAGCCUGGCGGCCUGUGCGUCUACACGGACACGGACUGGGCAGCCGACGAGCUGACAAGGAAGUCAACUUCGUGCAAAGUGGAGCGGUACGGGGACCACAUGUUGGAUUGCAGCGUGGCCAAGCAGGCGACGAUCGCGUCGUCCAGCGGCGUGGCCGAGUUCUACGGCAUCGCGCGCGCGGUGGCGAUCGGGAAGCAGACGAGCCAGAUCCUACGCCAAAUGGGCCUGGCGAGCGACCUGGCCACGGCGUCAGGCAGCUCGGCUGCGCGAGGCAUUGGCGCCUGGACGGGAUCCGGCGCGGACCGGCAUUUGGCGAUCAAGGAGCUGUGUGUGCAGGAAGCACUGAGGAACAAGGAGUUCGAGCUCGCGAUCGCGCAUGCAGCCGAAGGUCAGCACUUAGCGAGGGCGAUCCGCUGGACACCUGAAGGUUUCGAAUGGGGGGCGAACCCCAAGCAGGUGGAGGAUCUCCUCCUGGCCCUGGCAGGCUUCAACAAGGAUUCGAAAGGUGCACCGACGCCAUCGUCUAUAUCGACCGCGGCCGGCAGGCGCGACAGGGACGACGACCUGGAGGGCGAGGCCGCGACCAACUUCAAGCAGGACGCCGGCACCGCGCUCUACCUGUCCAUCGACCGCCCAACCGUCCAGUUCGCCGCGUCGCAGGUGAUGGCCAGGAUUGGCAUGCCGAAGGUGUUGCACGGCCUGCAGCUGCAGCGCGUGUGGCUCUUCAAGUGCCAGAAGGAGCCUGGCGGCCUGUGCGUCUACACGGAAACGGACUGGGCAGCCGACGAGCUGACGAGGAAGUCAACUUCGUGUAAAGUGGAGCGGUACGGGGACCACAUGUUGGAUUGCAGCGUGGCCAAGCAGGCGACGAUCGCGUCGCCCAGCGGCGAGGCCGAGUUCUACGGCAUCGCGCGCGCGGUGGCGAUCGGGAAGCAGACGAGCCAGACCCUACGCCAAAUGGGCCUGGCGAGCGACCUGGCCGCGGCGUCAGGCAGCUCGGCUGCGCGAGGCAUUGGCGCCUGGACGGGAUCCGGCGCGGACCGGCAUUUGGCGAUCAAGGAGUUGUGGUUGCAGGAAGCGCUGAGGAACAAGGAGUUCGAGCUCGCGAUUGUGGACGCGCUCCUGAACUGGGGCCGACAUCGGCACGAAGGCGCAUGCAGCCGA